Messenger RNA from Notolabrus celidotus (New Zealand spotty), 1554 nucleotides. It is a transcript of the gene ctsba, whose product is annotated as cathepsin Ba. Gene Ontology annotation, biological process: regulation of catalytic activity. Gene Ontology annotation, cellular component: lysosome. Lineage: Eukaryota; Metazoa; Chordata; Actinopteri; Labriformes; Labridae. The transcript has 11 exons. The record is from RefSeq and is a predicted model, not a curated record. Bases 154 to 1146 code for a protein of 330 amino acids. Gene Ontology annotation, molecular function: cysteine-type endopeptidase activity.
CUCACGUGGUUGUGCAGCAAUAAAUGACAGCGGAGGAUCGUUUCACAACCACACACUUUGUUUAUCAGGGACGGACUGGUUGAGAGGGGAAACCUGGAGCUGAAGAUUUACUGAAGUUAACACCAAAAAGCUGACACACGUGCAACAGACAGAAUGUGGCGUGCAGCCUUCUUGUUACUGGCUGCCAGCUUGUCGGUAAGCCUGGCCAGACCCCACCUCAAGCCACUGUCCAGUGAGAUGGUCAACUACAUCAACAAGGCCAACACUACCUGGAAGGCUGGUCACAACUUCCAUAACGUUGACUACAGCUAUGUCCAGAGACUCUGCGGUACAAUGCUGAAAGGACCUAAACUCCCAGUCAUGGUUCAGUAUGCUGGAGACAUGAAGCUGCCUAAAAACUUUGACUCCAGAGAGCAGUGGCCCAACUGUCCCACGAUUAAGGAGAUCAGAGACCAGGGCUCCUGUGGUUCAUGCUGGGCUUUCGGUGCUGCAGAGGCCAUCUCUGACCGUGUGUGUAUCCACAGCAAUGCCAAGGUCAGUGUUGAGAUCUCCUCGGAGGAUCUUCUGAGUUGCUGCGACAGCUGUGGCAUGGGAUGUAACGGUGGCUACCCUUCAGCUGCCUGGGACUACUGGACUAAAGAGGGCCUUGUCUCUGGAGGACUCUAUGACUCUCACAUCGGUUGUCGUCCCUACACCAUCGCCCCCUGUGAGCACCAUGUGAACGGCAGCAGACCGUCCUGCACAGGAGAGGGUGGAGACACACCACAGUGCGUCUUCAAGUGUGAGGCUGGAUACACUCCCAGCUACAAAGAGGACAAGCACUUUGGUAAAACAUCCUACAGCGUGCUGUCAGAUGAGCAGCAGAUUCAGGCUGAGAUCUUCAAGAAUGGCCCAGUAGAAGGAGCCUUCACGGUCUAUGAAGACUUUGUGCUGUACAAGUCUGGUGUGUAUCAGCAUGUGUCCGGGUCUGCUGUGGGCGGUCACGCCAUCAAGAUCCUGGGCUGGGGAGUAGAGGAUGGUGUUCCCUAUUGGCUCUGUGCUAACUCCUGGAACACUGACUGGGGUGAUAACGGUCUCUUUAAAUUCCUGCGUGGAUCAGAUCAUUGUGGUAUUGAGUCUGAGAUUGUGGCUGGGAUCCCCAAAUAAAUACCAAGGUUUUUGAGCUUGAACGUCAAUUGUAUAACCACCAGAGGGCGACACACUCCACUUGCUGCUCUGGAAGUCAGACUGCUUUCAGCUUUAGUCCCUGUAGUUAAGCCCACUGAUCAAUUUACACAAUCAUUAACAGCAUGUGGUUUUCUGUAGUGAACAAACAGAACAUACUCAAGAGCAAACUUAGCUUAGUUAAUGUGAAUUUGGCAGAGUAUGACAACAGUUUUUGUUUCUGAGCACAAAUCACUUGUUGAAUUUAAGGUAUUCUGUUUUUGUGAAUGGGCUGAUGAGGGUUUUUUUCCCCUCACAUUUAAAAGAAAGGUCAGUCAAAAAAAAAUUCUCUGCAUUUGCAGAAUGAUUAGCCAUCUUGGAGCAAAACAGGUCAUCAAUGGAAAAAAAAAA